AUGUCAAAGAGUAGUAGUUCUACAUCUAUAAAUAAAGAAAAAUCAAAAACUCCAUCUAAAAAAGAUAAAGUUUUAUUAAAAGAGCCUCACAAUAAAUCCAUCAAAGACUAUGUUAGUAAUGAAUCAUCAGAUGACUCAUUUUUUGAAUCAGAAUGGGUAGACAGACCGUACCUUAAUUCAAAUGACAACAUUUCUGAUACAUUUAAUUUGGAUAUAAUCAAACUUUAUUUAGAUUUAAAAAAAAAUGAGCAAUUGGAUAGUAACGGUAGCCCAAUAGAAUGGUCAGAGCAUGAGGAUGAAUAUUAUGUAAGAGUUGGUGUUUUAUUAAAAGAGCCUCACAAUAAAUCCAUCAAAGACUAUGUUAGUAAUGAAUCAUCAGAUGACUCAUUUUUUGAAUCAGAAUGGGUAGACAGACCGUACCUUAAUUCAAAUGACAACAUUUCUGAUACAUUUAAUUUGGAUAUAAUCAAACUUUAUUUAGAUUUAAAAAAAAAUGAGCAAUUGGAUAGUAACGGUAGCCCAAUAGAAUGGUCAGAGCAUGAGGAUGAAUAUUAUGUAAGAGUUGGUGGUAAAAAAUAUAAAUAUAAAGAUUACAUGCCCGAUGAUGGUCCACAUAAAACUGGAUGUGCAAGAACUGAGGGAUAUUAUAAAAUACCUCCAGAAGAAAAACGUAAGAAAAAAAUAGCUAUAUACGCUAAACAAGAUAUCGAAUUUGGGGAAGAAAUUACAUAUGACUAUAAGACGAUAAAAUACCGUGUCAUUGUGGUGCAGCAACUUGUAGAGGAUUUUUAA
Entrophospora sp. SA101 is the source of this 792-nucleotide messenger RNA. Lineage: Eukaryota; Fungi; Glomeromycota; Glomeromycetes; Entrophosporales; Entrophosporaceae. The record is from the annotation of a GenBank genome assembly.